Budorcas taxicolor (takin) is the source of this 2409-nucleotide messenger RNA. RefSeq names its product tubulin tyrosine ligase like 10 (gene TTLL10). The record is from RefSeq and is a predicted model, not a curated record. The transcript has 11 exons. Gene Ontology annotation, biological process: protein modification process. Lineage: Eukaryota; Metazoa; Chordata; Mammalia; Artiodactyla; Bovidae.
AUGUUCCCAUCUCAGCCACUCAAGAAAGGUGCCCCAGGGAGGCAUCGUUCUAGGGGCAGGGCCCACAGCCCCACUGACCCUGGGAGGGGCCCGCUGAAGGCCGUUCCCCCCCAGCCCCACAGGCCUGACAGCAGCCCUCCUUACAGCCGCCCCCGCGGCCGAGUACAGAGACGCCGACCUCCGACGAACCAUCCCUGCAGGGGAGGACUCACCCCAGACAGACAGGAUGCAGAGAAGGCCCUGCCCUCAAGGGGCACCCAGCCCAACAGUCACCACAGAGACCGGAACCAGACCGGAGUUCAGCACUCCAGGCAGCAGCCCUCCCCGCACAGGGCGGGCCUGACCGGGUGCCCAGUUCAAGGGCUAGGACCACAGGUUGCCCGCAGGGCCCGCAGAGGUGUGGGAGCCGUGUCAUCCCAGAGGUACCCCUGCCCAGGUACCCCAGCAUCUGUGGCCCGCAGCCACACCCACUUUCUCCACCGCCGAGGACCACCCCCUCGGACCCAAGUCAGCACAAAGAGAGGCAAGCGGUCAAGGAUGGCAGGGAUCCGGUGGGGCCACACCCGGACACCAGGCUGGGCCCAUGAGAGACCCAUGGGGAGCCACGGAGAGGAGGGGCUCCUGCAUCAGCUAAGCCAGCAGGACCAAGAUGCAGAGCUGGACAACUCUGAAGCCAUCAGGCCCCAGGCCACCCUCCUGGAGAAGCACUUUCUGGAGGGGGAGAAGCAGCCUCCCAGUACUGGGCAGGGCCCCUUCUUCUACAUCGGAGGGACCAACGGGGCCUCCAUAAUCAGCUCCUACUGCAAGAGCAAGGGCUGGCGGCGCAUCCAGGAUAGCCGGCGGGAAGACUACAAGCUCAAGUGGUGUGAGGUUAAGUGCAGAGACACCUACUGCAACUUCCGGGAAGGCAAGCAGCUGUUGUACCAGCUCCCCAACAACAAGCUCCUCACCACCAAGAUUGGGCUGCUCAGCGCCCUGAGGGAGCACUCGAGAGUCCUGAGCAAGACCAGCAAGCCAGCCCCCUGCGCACAGACCAAGGUCCUGAAAAUGGAAGACUUUUUCCCAGAGACGUACCGUCUGGACAUCAGGGAUGAGAGGGAGGCUUUCUUCACCCUCUUUGAUGAAACCCAAAUGUGGAUCUGCAAGCCCACAGCCUCCAACCAGGGCAAAGGCAUCUUUCUGCUCCGGAACCAAGAGGAAGUCACCACCCUCCAGGCCAAGACCCAGAGCAUCGAGGAUGACCCCAUCUACCGCAAGAUGCCAUUCCGGGCGCCCCAGGCGCGGGUCGUGCAGAGGUACAUUAAGAACCCGCUGCUGCUGGAUGGGAAGAAGUUUGAUGUGCGCUCCUACCUGCUCAUCGCCUGCGCCAUGCCCUACAUGGUCUUCUUCGGCCACGGCUAUGCUCGCCUCACCCUCGGCCUUUAUGAUCCCCAUUCCAGCGACCUCAGUGGCCAUUUAACCAACCAGUUCAUGCAGAAGAAAAGUCCCCUGUAUGUGCUGCUCAAGGAGGACACGGUGUGGAGCAUGGAGCACCUCAACCGUUACAUCAACAACAAGUUCCACAAGACCAAGGGCCUCCCCCGAGACUGGGUCUUCACCACCUUCACGAAGCGGAUGCAGCAGAUCAUGGCCCACUGCUUCCUGGCCGUCAAAGCCAAGCUGGAGUGCAAGCUGGGCUACUUUGACCUCAUCGGCUGUGACUUCUUGAUCGAUGAAAAUUUCAAGGUGUGGCUGCUGGAAAUGAACUCCAACCCCGCCCUGCACACCAACUGUGAAGUCCUGAAAGAAGUGAUUCCCGGCGUGGUCAUGGAGACCCUGGGUGAGCCACCCCCCAGGACCCUCAAACUGCCCCCCUCUGCCUGCACAUGCUCUCUGUAAGUUCAGACGCCCACAAACCCAGUUCUCCAGCACCCCGAGGGCUGCGUGGCAACCCCAGCCUCUGCUCAUGCCCCCACCUCCCUGCCAGCGUGGUGCCAUCCCACCCCUCACCACCCUGUCACCUCCAGACGGGGUGGGAGGUCCCCCUCCCCCCGCACCGCCCUUCCCCGCUCCGCGUCCAGUUCACCCACGACUCCUCCCCAGACCUGGCGCUGGAGACCUUCCAAAAGAGCCUGCGCAGCGAGAAGAUGCUACCGCUGCUGUCCCAGCGCCGCUUCGUGCUCCUGCACAACGGCGAGACGGACCUGUGGCCGUGCCUGGGGGGCUCCCGCAACGUCCCCCGCCCGCCGCUGCCCCCACUUCGGCUCACCUGCGACGCCGCGCCCCUCGAGCCAUCCCUGCUCCGCGCCACCGACCGGCCGGGCGCGCGCAGGCCCGUGCCACACCGGGGCCUCGGCGGCGCGCCAGUGCGGCCCUCCUCCGCGCACCGGCGCCCCCGGCCUCCCGUCCCCGCCCCGGACGGCGCCCUGA